GGCGGCGGCACCAGGAGCGGAAUCGGACCUGAGCGAGAGGGUCUGAGAGCAGGAGCGGGCCGAGCAGCGGCAGCGCCAGCCUUAGCCGUGGCGGCCACAGGACGGGGCGCGGCGCCGGCGGUCGGGGACCGCGGCAGGGGCUGCAGGCGGCGGAGCAGCUGGAAGAAGUUGGAUUCAAUGGGCUCCAAGAGACGAAGGGCAACAUCUCCUUCCAGCAGUAUCAGUGGGGAUUUUGAUGAUGGUCACCAUUCUGUACCAACACCAGGUCCAAGCAGGAAAAGGAGACGACUUUCUAAUCUCCCAACUGUAGAUCCUAUUGCCGUGUGCCAUGAGCUCUACAAUACCAUCAGAGAUUACAAAGAUGAGCAAGGCAGGCUCCUGUGUGAACUUUUCAUCAGGGCACCAAAAAGAAGAAAUCAACCAGAUUAUUAUGAAGUGGUUUCUCAGCCCAUCGACUUGAUGAAAAUUCAACAAAAACUAAAAAUGGAAGAGUAUGAUGACGUUAACCUGCUGACUGCUGACUUUCAGCUGCUCUUUAACAAUGCCAAGGCCUAUUAUAAGCCAGAUUCUCCGGAAUUUAAAGCUGCCUGUAAGCUCUGGGAUUUGUACCUCCGCACGAGGAAUGAAUUUGUUCAGAAAGGAGAUGCAGAUGAGGAUGAGGAUGAAGAAGAUGGGCAUGACAAUCAAGGGACAAUGUCUGAAGUAUCUUCUCCAAGUUACCUGAAAGAGAUCCUUGAGCAGCUUCUUGAAGCCAUAGCCAUAGCUACAAACCCAUCAGGACGUCUCAUAAGUGAGCUUUUUCAGAAACUUCCUUCAAAAGUGCAAUAUCCUGACUAUUAUGCAAUAAUUAAGGAGCCCAUUGAUCUUAAGACUAUUGCUCAGAAGAUACAGAAUGGGAGUUAUAAAAGUAUCCAUGCAAUGGCAAAGGAUAUAGAUCUCCUAGCUAAAAAUGCCAAAACCUACAAUGAACCUGGGUCCCAAGUAUUCAAGGAUGCAAAUUCAAUUAAAAAAAUAUUUCAUUUGAAAAAGGCAGAAAUUGAACAUGUUGAAAUGGCCAAGUCAAGCCUUCGAAUAAGGACUCCAUCCAAUUUGGCUGCAGCCAAGCUGACAGGUUCUUCACAGGGUAAGGGCAGCCUUAGUGAAGAGAGAAAUCCUACCAGCAAAUAUUAUCGUAAUAAAAGAGCUGUCCAAGGAGGUCGCUUAUCAGCAAUAACUAUGGCACUCCAGUAUGGCUCAGAAAGUGAUGAGGAUGCCGCUUUAGCUGCUGCUCGUUACGAAGAGGGGGAGUCAGAAGCAGAAAGUAUUACUUCCUUUAUGGAUGUUUCCAAUCCCCUGUAUCAGCUAUACGACACUGUUAGAAGUUGUCGGAAUAACCAGGGACAACUAAUAGCAGAACCUUUUUUCCAUUUGCCUUCGAAGAAAAAAUACCCUGAUUAUUAUCAGCAAAUCAAAAUGCCCAUUUCAUUGCAGCAGAUAAGAACCAAGCUAAAGAACCAAGAAUAUGAAACUUUAGAUCAUUUGGAGUGUGAUCUGAAUUUAAUGUUUGAAAAUGCCAAACGUUAUAAUGUUCCUAAUUCAGCCAUCUACAAACGAGUUCUAAAAAUGCAGCAAGUUAUGCAGGCAAAGAAGAAGGAGCUUGCUAGGAGAGACGACAUUGAGGACGGUGACAGUAUGAUCUCUUCAGCCACUUCUGAUACUGGGAGUGCCAAAAGAAAAAGUAAAAAGAACAUAAGAAAACAGCGAAUGAAAAUUUUAUUCAACGUUGUUCUUGAAGCUCGAGAGCCAGGUACAGGCAGAAGACUCUGUGAUCUCUUUAUGGUUAAGCCAUCCAAAAAGGACUAUCCUGAUUAUUACAAAAUCAUCUUGGAGCCAAUGGACUUAAAAAUUAUUGAGCAUAAUAUCCGCAAUGACAAAUAUGCAGGAGAAGAGGCAAUGAUGGAAGAUAUGAAGCUGAUGUUUCGAAAUGCCAGGCACUAUAAUGAAGAAGGCUCACAGGUGUAUAAUGAUGCCCAUAUUCUGGAGAAGAUGCUCAGAGAUAAGAGAAAAGAGCUGGGCCCACUACCUGAGGAUGAUGACAUGGCCUCUCCCAAACUCAAGCUAAGUAGAAAGAGUGGCAUUUCUCCUAAAAAGUCGAAAUACAUGACUCCAAUGCAACAGAAACUAAAUGAAGUGUAUGAAGCUGUAAAGAACUACACAGAUAAGCGGGGCCGCCGGCUCAGUGCCAUCUUCCUGAGGCUCCCUUCCAGGUCAGAGCUGCCAGACUACUAUCUGACUAUCAAAAAGCCUGUGGACAUGGAAAAGAUCAGAAGCCACAUGAUGGCUAACAAGUAUCAAGACAUUGACUCCAUGGUGGAAGACUUUGUCAUGAUGUUCAAUAAUGCUUGCACAUACAAUGAGCCUGAAUCACUAAUUUACAAAGACGCCUUAGUCCUGCAUAAGGUCUUGCUUGAAACUCGAAGGGACAUAGAAGGAGAUGAGGACUCUCAUGUCCCUAAUGUGACUCUACUUAUCCAGGAGCUUAUUCACAAUCUUUUUGUGUCUGUAAUGAGCCAUCAAGAUGAUGAGGGAAGGUGCUACAGUGACUCCUUAGCUGAAAUCCCUUCUGUGGAUCCUAGUUUCCCAAAUAAACCCCCUCUGACUUUUGACAUAAUUAGGAAGAAUGUUGAAAAUAAUCGCUACCGCAGGCUGGACUUAUUUCAAGAACAGAUGUUCGAUGUGCUGGAAAGGGCAAGAAGAAUGAAUCGGACAGAUUCAGAAAUAUAUGAAGAUGCAGUAGAACUUCAACAAUUCUUCAUUAAAAUCCGUGAUGAGCUCUGCAAGAAUGGAGAGAUCCUUCUCUCACCAGCACUCAGUUAUACAACAAAGCAUCUCCAUAAUGAUGUGGAGAAAGAGAAAAAGGAAAAAUUACCAAAAGAAAUAGAGGAAGAUAAACUUAAAAGGGAAGAAGAAAAGAGAGAAGCUGAAAAGAGUGAGGACUCUUCCGGAGGGGCAGGCCUCUCUAUCUUACAUCGAACAUACAGCCAGGACUGUAGCUUCAAGAACAGCAUGUACCACGUUGGGGAUUAUGUUUAUGUGGAGCCAGCAGAAGCCAAUCUCCAACCACACAUAGUCUGUAUUGAAAGACUAUGGGAAGAUUCUGCUGGUGAAAAAUGGUUGUGUGGCUGUUGGUUUUAUCGGCCAAAUGAAACAUUCCACCUUGCUACACGAAAAUUUUUGGAAAAAGAAGUUUUUAAGAGUGAUUAUUACAACAAAGUACCUGUUAGCAAAAUCCUAGGCAAAUGUGUAGUCAUGUUUGUUAAGGAAUAUUUCAAACUAUGCCCAGAAACCUUUCGAGAUGAAGAUGUUUAUGUCUGUGAGUCGCGAUAUUCUGCCAAAACAAAAUCUUUCAAGAAAAUUAAACUGUGGACCAUGCCUGUCAGUUCCGUUAGGUUUAUCCCACGUGAUGUGCCUCUACCUGUGGUGCGUGUUGCUUCUGUGUUUGCAAAUACAGAUAAAUUGGAUGAUGAGAAGCACACUGAAACUUUAGAGGACAGUAAAGGAGCAGAUACUUUCCUCAACCUAGAAAAGGAGAAAGAAGAUGUUCCAGUAGAAAUGUCUAAUGGGGAGCCAGGCUGCCACUAUUUUGAACAACUUCGCUAUAAUGAUAUGUGGCUGAAGGUUGGAGAUUGUGUUUUCAUAAAAUCUCAUGGCUUAGUAAGACCUCGAGUGGGCAGAAUUGAAAAGCUAUGGGUCCGGGACGGUGCUGCCUAUUUCUUUGGCCCCAUCUUCAUUCACCCUGAAGAAACAGAACAUGAGCCAACAAAAAUGUUCUAUAAAAAAGAAGUGUUUCUAAGCAAUUUGGAAGAAACCUGUCCUAUGACAUGUAUCCUGGGGAAGUGUGCUGUGUUGUCGUUCAAGGAUUUCCUGUCCUGUAGGCCAACUGAAAUACCAGAGAAUGAUGUUCUACUUUGUGAGAGCCGCUAUAAUGAGAGUGACAAACAGAUGAAGAAAUUCAAAGGGCUGAAGAGAUUUUCACUCUCUGCUAAAGUGGUAGAUGACGAAAUCUACUAUUUCAGAAAACCCAUAGUUCCACAGAAGGAACCCUCACCCUUAUUGGAGAAGAAGAUUCAGUUGCUAGAAGCAAAAUUUGCUGAAUUGGAAGGUGGAGAUGAUGAUAUUGAAGAGAUGGGAGAAGAGGAAGGUGAAGUCAUUGAAGCCCCCUCUUUGCCGCAGCUUCAGACUCCACUGGCCAGUGAUUUGGACAUUAUGCCCUACACUCCCCCACAGUCUACUCCUAAGUCUGCUAAAGGCAGCUCUAAGAAGGAAGGCUCCAAAAGGAAGAUCAACAUGAGUGGCUACAUCCUCUUUAGCAGUGAGAUGAGAGCUGUGAUUAAAGCUCAGCAUCCAGACUACUCCUUUGGAGAGCUCAGUAGACUUGUAGGAACAGAAUGGAGAAACUUAGAGACAACCAAGAAAGCAGAAUAUGAAGAGCGGGCAGCUAAAGUUGCCGAGCAGCAGGAGAGAGAGCGCGCAGCGCAGCAACCGCAGCCGAGUGCUUCUCCCCGGGCGGGCCCCCCCGCGGGGGCGCUCAUGGGGGUGGUGCCGCCACCAACACCAAUGGCGAUGCUCAAUCAGCAGUUGACACCUGUUGCAGGCAUGAUAGGUGGCUAUCCGCCAGUCCUGCCACCUUUGCAGGGGCCAGUUGAUGGCAUUGUUAGCAUGGGCAGCAUGCAGCCACUUCACCCUGGGGUGCCCCCACCCCACCACCUUCCGCCAGGUAUGCCAGGCAUCCCAGGCAUCCCACCACCGGGUGUGAUGGGCCAAGGAGUGUCCCCCAUUGUAGGACCUCCAGCGCCAGGAGGGAGUCCUUAUGGACAACAGAUGGGAAUUCUUGGGCCCCCAGGCCAACAAGCACCACCUCCAUAUCCGGGUCAGAAUCCAGCAGGCCAGCCUGUCAUGCAGCAGCCUACAACACCAAUGUUUGUCUCUCCCCCACCAAAGACCCAGAGGCUUCUGCACUCAGAGGCCUACCUGAAAUACAUUGAGGGGCUCAGCGCCGAAUCAAACAGUAUUAGCAAGUGGGACCAGACCCUUGCAGCCCGAAGACGAGAUGUUCAUCUAUCAAAAGAACAAGAAAGCCGGCUUCCUUCACACUGGCUGAAAAGUAAAGGGGCCCACACUACCAUGGCAGAUGCCCUCUGGCGCCUUCGUGAUUUGAUGCUUCGAGAUACCCUUAACAUUCGCCAAGCAUACAACAUAGAAAAUGUUUAAUCGCAUAAAUUACUUUCUUUGAUACAAACAUAAAAGAGUUUUGUGGAACAAUAGCUGUUUUAGUUACUGGGGGGAUAACAAAACAAUAAUUUUUAUUGCAUUUUAUUGUACAUUGCAAGACCAUUUUUAUAUAAGGACACUUUUAAUAAGCAUAUUUCAAUUUGUUUUUGUUAUAUUAAGUUGACUUUAUCAAAUACACAAAGAUUUUUUUGCA
Antechinus flavipes (yellow-footed antechinus) is the source of this 5464-nucleotide messenger RNA. RefSeq names its product polybromo 1 (gene PBRM1). Lineage: Eukaryota; Metazoa; Chordata; Mammalia; Dasyuromorphia; Dasyuridae. Gene Ontology annotation, biological process: chromatin remodeling. The transcript is spliced from 31 exons. Gene Ontology annotation, cellular component: RSC-type complex. The record is from RefSeq and is a predicted model, not a curated record. Gene Ontology annotation, molecular function: protein binding; chromatin binding. The coding region runs from base 178 to 5250 and encodes 1690 amino acids.